AUGGACGUGUUUUUGAUGGUUCGCCGCCACAAGACCACCAUGUUCAUCAACGCCAAGGAGUCGAGCACCGUCCUGGAGCUGAAGCUUAUGAUCGAGGGCAUCCUUCAGCAUCCGCCUGAGGAGCAGCGCCUCUACAAGGACGGCCAGCUCCUGGACGACGACAACAUGACGCUCCUCGAGUGCGGCUUCACCAGCGAGACGGCCACUCCGCAUGACCCGGCCACGGUGGGGCUGGCCUUCAUUCACGUAGUCGUGGGAGGGUGUCGGGCAGGUGCGGGCCCAGGGCAUGCUGGGAUAGGCAUGCAGGAUGCCGGGAACAAUGGUCACGCAUGUGCGUCAUUGGCACGCUAG
Messenger RNA from Elephantulus edwardii (Cape elephant shrew), 351 nucleotides. Its product is annotated as transcription elongation factor B polypeptide 2-like. Gene Ontology annotation, molecular function: protein binding. Bases 1 to 351 code for a protein of 116 amino acids. The transcript is spliced from 2 exons. Gene Ontology annotation, biological process: transcription elongation by RNA polymerase II. Gene Ontology annotation, cellular component: VCB complex; elongin complex. The record is from RefSeq and is a predicted model, not a curated record. Lineage: Eukaryota; Metazoa; Chordata; Mammalia; Macroscelidea; Macroscelididae.